This is a messenger RNA of Toxotes jaculatrix (banded archerfish), 866 nucleotides long. Its product is annotated as histone H2A. The coding region runs from base 82 to 468 and encodes 128 amino acids. The transcript has a single exon. Gene Ontology annotation, molecular function: DNA binding; protein heterodimerization activity; structural constituent of chromatin. Gene Ontology annotation, cellular component: nucleosome. The record is from RefSeq and is a predicted model, not a curated record. Lineage: Eukaryota; Metazoa; Chordata; Actinopteri; Toxotidae.
GAGACUGGGGCUCGAGGAGCUGCUGUGUUUUCUUUUUUAAAAACGUUGCUUCUAAACCGUUAAUCACAUUUAUAAACGGUCAUGUCUGGCAGAGGGAAAACCGGAGGCAAAGCCCGAGCGAAGGCCAAGUCUCGCUCAUCUCGCGCCGGACUCCAGUUCCCGGUGGGUCGAGUUCACAGGCUACUGCGCAAGGGCAACUAUGCGGAGCGCGUCGGCGCCGGGGCUCCGGUGUAUUUGGCGGCCGUGCUGGAGUAUCUGACCGCUGAGAUCCUGGAGCUGGCGGGCAACGCGGCUAGGGACAACAAAAAGACCAGGAUCAUCCCGCGGCACCUCCAGCUGGCCGUGCGCAACGACGAGGAGCUGAACAAGCUGCUGGGAGGUGUGACCAUCGCUCAGGGAGGAGUGCUGCCAAACAUCCAGGCUGUCCUCCUCCCCAAGAAGACGGAGAAACCGGCCAAGAGCAAGUAAAAGACUCCCCGCAGGCCCGGAUUCAGUCGGGACAAAGGGCUCACCUCGGAGCCGGCCACUUUUUUCAUAUCAGUGUUUUUCUUUUUUUUCUUCUUGGAUUAAUAAUCUUUCAAAUAGGGGGCAGUGUUUUGGUGUUGCUGUUUCUCAUCGGGACUGUUCAUAGACUGCUCUGUAAGCCACUGUUGUGCUCUUGGUUUCGAAAAUGGAGGCGCUUUGUGAAGGCUGAGGGAUGAAGAAGGCCGCGGAAAAGAAAAAACAUCUUAAUAUGGACCAAUUCUGAAGGGAGGGGUUGUUUUUAGUUUCGCAAUGCUGCUACAAAAACGUGCAAAAUUUGUUGUAUAUGUUUUAUGUCAUGUUUCAAUAAAUGUCCUGCAGCCUUGUGGCACAGGGCGCAUACA